AUGGUGAAUUGGUUGACGGAUGGUGGAAGGGGUUUCACGAUCCGUAAACCAUAUGGACGAUCUGUGAACCAUAUGGACGAUCUGUGCAGAUGGUGAAUUGGUUGACGGAUGGUGGAAGCGGUUUCACGAUCCGUGAAUGGUGCACAUGGUGCCAGAGGGUAGACCCCAAAACACUGACGAUCCGUGGGGAUGGUGCGCAUGGUGAAUUGGUUGACGGAUGGUGGAAGAGUUUUCACGAUCCGCGAAUGGCGCACAUGGUGCCAGAGCGUAGACCCCAAAACACUGACGAUCCGUGCAGAUGGUGCGCAUGGUGAAUUGGUUGACGGAUGGUGGAAGGGGUUUCACGAUCCGUGAAUGGUGCACAUGGUGCCAGAGGGUAGACCCCAAAACACUGACGAUCCGUGCAGAUGGUGCGCAUGGUGAAUUGGUUGACGGAUGGUGGAAGAGGUUUCACGAUCCGUGAAUGGUGCACAUGGUGCCAGAGGGUAGACCCCAAAACACUGACGAUCCGUGCAGAUGGUGCGCAUGGUGAAUUGGUUGACGGAUGGUGGAAGCGGUUUCACGAUCCGUGAAUGGUGCACAUGGUGCCAGAGGGUAGACCCCAAAACACUGACGAUCCGUGCGGAUGGUGCGCAUGGUGAAUUGGUUGACGGAUGGUGGAAGAGGUUUCACGAUCCGUGAAUGGUGCACAUGGUGCCAGAGGGUAGACCCCAAAACACUGACGAUCCGUGCGGAUGGUGCGCAUGGUGAAUUGGUUGACGGAUGGUGGAAGAGGUUUCACGAUCCGUGAAUGGUGCACAUGGUGCCAGAGGGUAGACCCCAAAACACUGACGAUCCGUGCAGAUGGUGCGCAUGGUGAAUUGGUUGACGGAUGGUGGAAGCGGUUUCACGAUCCGUGAAUGGUGCACAUGGUGCCAGAGGGUAGACCCCAAAACACUGACGAUCCGUGCAGAUGGUGCGCAUGGUGAAUUGGUUGACGGAUGGUGGAAGGGGUUUCACGAUCCGUGAAUGGUGCACAUGGUGCCAGAGGGUAGACACCAAAACACUGACGAUCCGUGCGGAUGGUGCGCAUGGUGAAUUGGUUGACGGAUGGUGGAAGGGGUUUCACGAUCCGUGAAUGGUGCACAUGGUGCCAGAGGGUAGACCCCAAAACACUGACGAUCCGUGCGGAUGGUGCGCAUGGUGAAUUGGUUGACGGAUGGUGGAAGCGGUUUCACGAUCCGUGAAUGGUGCACAUGGUGCCAGAGGGUAGACCCCAAAACACUGACGAUCCGUGCGGAUGGUGCGCAUGGUGAAUUGGUUGACGGAUGGUGGAAGAGGUUUCACGAUCCGUGAAUGGUGCACAUGGUGCCAGAGGGUAGACCCCAAAACACUGACGAUCCGUGCGGAUGGUGCGCAUGGUGAAUUGGUUGACGGAUGGUGGAAGUGGUUUCAUGAUCCGUGAAUGGUGCACAUGGUGCCAGAGGGUAGACCCCAAAACACUGACGAUCCGUGCGGAUGGUGAAUUGGUUGACGUGAAGUGGUUUCAUGCAUAGGGUGAAAUAUGGGUAAAAUUGUAGACAGUUGGUAGUACUUUUUGUUGAAAAUGUGUUGAGACAUAAAUAUUUACAUACAUGUGUGUUUUGUUAUCUGCGUUUUUAUGGCGACAUUAACUUUCGCGUAUAAUUACGGAGUAUUUGUUGACCUUGUAGACACUCAACUGCGACGAUGGUAAUUACGAUAAAUACUGUUGUGGUUUGUUGGCAGGGAAUACAAAUAUGAAAUAUAUAUAAUUUAGUUUGACCGUACCUGCUCUGGUAAACUUUAACAAGUAUUGAGAGCAUUUAGCGAAUUAUCAUCCAAUUUGCAUGUUGAGAAUAAAUAUUUGUUUGUAUUUGUGUAUUGUUAAAUGAUGAAUGUCCAUUGCACUGCACCGAGUGGGCAUGUUUAUUUAUAUAUACAACUUUCGUUCUCACAAAGACACAUUACCGGUAGAAGUAUUUUUUCCUUGGUUUGUGGAGAAUGGAUAUGAAACUGACAAAUCAAACUCGGAUGAAAAGUAUAAUUUGGCGAUCGUGCCAUUAUAAAACAUUGAAAAUAUAUGGGUAUACUGACAACUCCGUCACACGUGUAGUUUGACAUUAGCAGCCCUUGUGAAACACUUUAAUGAAAGUAUAGUUCACAAAAUUCAUAUUUUCACUUACUUCUUAACAUCUGUUUUAAUCCAACUAGCUCUGUAGGCACGAGCAAAAAUUUAGUGUUGAUGACUUGAUGUAAAUAUCCAUUUAGUUAAUGUUUCCCCGGUGAAAAUAUAAUCUAUUCCAAAUGCCAAAUCUGAUUUCGACGUACUUUAGCUUUUCAGAAACCGUUGGUCUUCCUCAGUGAGAUUAUCAACUGUUUCACAAACAUAUUUGACAGUAGCUACUAGUAAAAUACUCUCCGAAAGUCUACAUUUUUGUUCUUCGACGCGAAAAUGGGAACUCAAGAAGAAAUUAGCCGCUAUUUUUGGUCAGCGUCGACAAAUUGCCCAGCUGCCCCCUCAGGCUCCCCUCAGGUAUAUCAUGAAACGGCCCGAAUGUUCUAUAUAUUUGAAUAUUUAUACAGAAUAUUUAACCAUAUAUUAAAAUAUUUAAUAACGAAAUAAUUCAAAAAAUAUUAGCAGUAAAAUAGUUGAUGCGAUUGCUUUACGUUUUCGUCGUAAUCGAACGGUCGUCAGUACUGGCUACAUAGGACAUAAAUAGCUACAACUUAGGCUAGCCACUUAUCUGAUAUACUCUCCGAGAUCGAGUCCAGUAUCUCGCCUCAGAAUCGUUGCAGAGGAAUAAAUUUCACACUACCUAAUAGUACGAACAUUCCUCUUUCGAAAGAACUUGGUUUGUUCACCAUUGCGGCAAUUCUCGUGACACAAGACGAACUUUGUUUCAUUGUUUGUGCAGAAUCCAAAAUUCCAUUUUCGAAAGAGGCGUAGCCUGUCGCCAUGAGAGCGGCUGGGCAACCUGGCCUCCUCGUUCGAAAACAAUCUGCCAGGGGAGGAGGGGUACGCGCGUAAGAAGGGCUCUGGGUACGAGAAUGGGGGGGGAGGUUCUCCACUGGAAUGAGGGGGCUUUCAAAACAAACACGAUAAAAACACGAGUAUUAAAUCGGUUGAACGAAAUUUAAAAAUGAAGUCAAGUUCAGUACUUUAAAAAGAUUGGUAUGAUUGUUAAAAGCUAAAUGUUAUAAUUAGUAAAUAACGUUUUUGUGGCACAUUUUGAAAAUAUACAGUAUUUGCAAAAAUGUAUUAGAUGUUUUAAGGAUUUGGAAGCAAGAUAUUGAACAGUUCAGGUGGCGUACACUUUAUUUUAACUGCAAUUUAGAUUAAGAAUUAUACUAUUGUUGUCAGAUUGAAUUUGUCCUAUUAAAGCCCGUGGGUAUGAUACAGUCCGUAUGUAAACAACGCCUUUGUUUACAUUUCGGUAUUCAAAAAUCAAAAUAUUUAACUAUAUUCGACAACGGUUUAUAUUUUCAUGCUUCUACAGUAUAAUAAAUGAUGAAGAUAUAAACAAUCAGGCUUUGCAAGAAUAUGAAAUGAAAUAAAAACCUAAUUUUAAAAAGUGUUUAUAUUAAUUAUUUUAUAUAAUAUUCAGUGUUUAUAUUUCAAAACUGGUGUAAAAGCUAUUAUCAAUUUAUAAUAUAGCUGUGAAAGGGCCAUUCCAUUUAAUAUACACACCCACCUAUGGACGAGAAUUUCUGAGGGGGGCAAAAAUUUCUUAUGUGGGGGGGGGGUGUUCAUUGGCAUCCUUUGAUCUUUGUGUUUUUUUCUGAGCGGUAAGGCAAAAAUUUCUUAUGGGGGGGGGGGGGUGUUUGUGUCGGCACUUUGAUCUUUUUUUCUUAGGGGUUCAAAUUUUAUUGACCUCGUCCAUAGGGGGUGUGUAUAUUAAAUGGAAUGGCCCAAAUCAAAAACUUCGCUAGCGGUUUGAUGUUUGCCGUAAACAUAGCAGGCUAAAUUGUGGAAUUACAAAAAUUAUACAAAUACAAUUUGUUUACGUUUCAAACGUUUACAUUGAAUACGUUUUGAACUGCCUCGUCCCCAGGCGCUAAUUAAAAAAUUUGCGAAUCACUAUAUGAAAGGUUUACAUGAAGUAGUACGUCACAUUAUAGGCGCGCAAAGGACAGUGGGAUAUGAGCGUUCUGGUUCUUCGUCAUGAUGCACUACUUCAUGUAAACCUUUCAUAUAGUGACUCGCAUGAAAUGUUUUAUUAGCGCCUGGGGACGAGGCAGCGUUUUAAAUGAAACACUCUACGUUUGCCUAAUAUAUCAUCGCUAUAUUAUAUAAUAUUCGGUAUAUAUAUGGCAACCUUCAAAGGUGAAGGUUCCCAGUUACAAACAUGCACUUUUGAAACGUAAAGUGAAAUGUGAAAGAACAUUUCCUUGCAAAUGGUAGUAAAGUCAUGGUCUGCCCCUAAUGGCCUUGCCGGGUUUUAAUAUGAAGGUAUUCAAUGGAAAAUAUUCAGAUGAAGGGAUGCUGGAAACAAAUGAUACGUGAAUUUAGGCUAAGCCACUGUCAGUCUCACAUCUGAUUAAAAUAAAAUAUCAAGCAUUGCGAUUUUUUUUAAAUAUUUUUUAAUAUUUAAAAAAAAACUUAAAAUCUUUCUGGACCAUGUUGAAAUGUAACUAGACUCCUCUGCAGGCCUCUCUAUGGGUUUUAGCUUGUGACUGGGUUUAGAGAAAAAAAACUUUCCCACCACCCGAUUCCUCGGGUGAGAUGGCUGCGGAGGAGGCUAGUUGAAAUGUUAGCGUAACCUAAAAUAUUUUUAUGUUUACCUUGUUUCCAUGGCUAAAAAACUAUAAUAUUUCCCAUGGGGAAACUUCAGGCAUUUUUAUAAACAGGACAAUAGUAAACAUAUAUUUAUGAUAGAAACCUGGAAUGUUAUUUAGUUUGUAGUUUUAAGCAAUGACUUAAUACUGAACUAGGUGUUUUAUACUACUGGCAAAUUCAUUAUAUUAUAUUAUUCUAUUAUUAUAGACUAAACUAUAUAGCAGUCUCCAUGCUUGCAUGAAAACACUAUUUUUAUACAUAACUUCCAACUGAUAUUUUUUGCAUUAAAAUUUAUAUCUCGCACCUGCUUGUUAUGACUUACUAAUGAGUGUGUCAAUUACUAUAGUAUUUGAGAAGUUACUACUUUUAGUAGUUGAUUUCAUGGCUACUGUUGUGUAGUAUCUGCCAGGGGUGCCAGAAGCAAUGUGAAGUGGUGAGGGCAACCAUUUCAAAAGGGCGCAUUGCUUCCCAAUCAUCAUUUUUCAGUGCAGCAAUAUUUGUUAAAAAUUUACUGUAUGGAUACUCCAUAAUACUUGUGGCUAUUAUGGGUUGGCAAGCUUCAACAUUAAUUUUCAACAAUUUUAUUUGUUGCGCCAUGGUAAGGGCACAAAAUAAAAUCAGUAAACGGAUGUAUAUUGCCUGUGUUUCAUUAAUUUUACUACAAACGAAAUGUAAACAAAUGUUAAAAAACUUUUGCAGUUAAGGGUUGCUUGCAAAUGGUAGUGAAUUCAGUAAAUAUUCAUUGUAAAUGUACUCUAAAAGUGUAUUGAAUAUAUCAUGCAAAAACUACUUUAUUAACCCAUUAGAGUGCAAGAAUCUGUCCUUGACGAAUAAAUUGUCUGGCAUAAGACAGAGUGAAAUAGAAAACUAGGCACAUUGGUGAACAUUGGUGCUUAAUGGGUUAACUACUAGUUGUUCAACAAAUAAUCCAGGCAUGCUCUUUCCAUACUACGUACUAAAUAUACAGUGCUGGUAAACACAUAAAAACGCACAAGUUGUAACAACUCUGCAAACAAGUUGUUACAAGUGUGUUCACAAGCUGUCAAAAAGUUGUGUUCGCACCGUUUGUUCCAAGUUUGUUGCAACAAGUUUGAAACAAGCUGUUAACAACUUGUAGCAAGCUUGAUGGCAUUAUCAGCCUUGUUACAAGACUCUGCUAACAAGUUUGUUACAUUCAUGAUAUAACAAGGAUGUUACAAGGUUGUUAUAUUAAGCAUGUGACAGACUUGUCAGAACAACCUUGCAACAAGUGUGAUAAUUUCAACAAGGUUGUUACAAGUUGUCAAUAAGUUGUUUGAAACCUGUUCACAACUUGUGACAAGCAGUGCGAAUACAUCUUGUUCACAGCUUGUUGGCAGACUUGUUACAAGAUGUGAGAUUUUUAUGUGUGUAAAUAAUACACUAUUUCCAAUUAUAGGUCACUGUACUACAGUGUCAUUGUGUGCGUCUAACACAUAUAACAUUAAAAAUAGAAAUCGCCAACGGUUCAUUUGUUUCGUGAUGAUUGAAAACUUUGACAACCAGGAAAAUAGCUGCUCACAUGCUUCAGUAUUAACAUUCUGCAAGAUAAAGUAUAUACUGUAAAUGUACAGUGACUGGUUUAAAUGUCACUACAUUGAUUUGAUACUGUAUAAAUAUAUUAAAUGUCAUUUUCCAAAUAACACAUACCUUCAAGUUUUCACAAUCAUAGGGAUUGCAAUUUUUGAUACACCAUUUGUCAAUAUGAUUUUUGAAAUGGAAUCUGUCGCAUACAAUGUUUUUGGAUGCGAUAUUGGUUGCCACCUCUGUGAUAUUUUUGACCUUUUGGGGUUCAUUGCAAAUUUUUUAAGGUGGCAUGCAUCAUCAUAGCAAAUUGUCUCUACACAAUUAGAAUGAUAGAACACAUAAGUUAACUAUGAAAUGAUGCAUCGUCAUACACUUUGUGUACAGCUGUGAAACGAUUGAGCAGCUAGGUAAUGAAGUAAUACUGUGGGUUACAUUCUGUGAAAAACUUUUUGUUUCCUGCAUAGACUGCAAUGAACUAAUACAGUGAACAAAGAACACUUGCGAUAUGCAACUGUCCGAAGCCUAGUGUUUACUUAUUAAUGGUACGUAAAGAGGUAUAAUUCUAAGGUUUUCCAUAACACCUCUACAGUAUAACCAGAAUCACAGUAUAUGAGAAACAAGCAGUAAGGCCACUUAGGGGAGACAAAAGUGGGAAUUAUUUAAGGUAGGUCCCAGGUGUCUUACGUGGCCAAAAUCAUUGCUCUGUAAUACAAUUUUAUAGUGAUUUUAAUUUUCUGCCGUUUACUGGCUGCCAGUAUGUAAAUUAAGUUGGCAGCCAGUAAACAAUGUGGACAUGUUUUUACGCUGAGUGGCCCUACUGUUGUUUCCCUAUACUGUGCCACAAUCAAAAAGGUUUUUUUAAAGAACAUAGUUGGAUGAAAAGAAAAAUAACUUAUACCAUUUGUAGAAUUAAAGGGCCAUAGCAUUACAACACACAGUCUCUGCAUUGGUUUCAUUUUAAUUCAGUGUAAUAUAUGAAUGUGGCCCAAUGUUCUGUCUUUUUUUAAUGUGGCCCAAUGUUCUGUCUUUUUUUACUCAUUAUAUGCUGUACUGUAUGUUUAAAAUGUUAGCAUCAGUGAUGGUAAUUUUGGAUUUGGUUAGUAGGUUAGGGGUUGCAUGGUCUUUUCCCAAUCUUAAAACUAUGCAACUUUUCAAUGAUUUGCAAUAUUUAAACCUUAGAAGAUACAGGUUUACUGUAUUAGCACAGCAUCCAUAUGACCAUUUGCUUUGGCUACUGUAUCUUUCCCACUGGGAGAAAAUGUGUUACAAAAAUUAUUUGUAUUAUAUAACCACAUUUAAACAUACCAACAUCAUCAAUCUUUUUGUCCUGAAAUAGGGUGUGCAAGUGAGCAUACACCUGGCUCUUACUUUCUGAACCAAACAGCUCUCUAACUCCAAUAACAACUCCACAUGGCUUUUCAAAUACUAAUAUACCUGCGGAACAAUAGUAAGUAAAUAAGAGUAAAUAUCCUUAGCAAUCUAGGCAUUGAGAUGUGCAGUAGAGUCAGUAGAGCAGUAACAUGUUGACAGUAAGGGUGAGCAAUAUAGGUGUGGCAACUUUUUAAAGUGCUACUGUUGCUCAUGAAAUCAAGUUGCUCAUGAAAUACAAGAUAACAUAGUUGUUUCAAUAAACUUAUCUUUAAGAAGUGGACUUCAUGGCUCAAAACUUGCGGUAUCCCGAUAUCCACAGGAUAUCAGAUUUUAAUUUUGGAUACUAGGUAUCAUAAGCUCAGUAUCCCAACUGGAUACUAGGAAAACUUAGAAAUUGCGAUAGUAGAUAAUCAUGUAGAUGUUGUUUCCAAACUUCAAUUUCUACGGAUUUUGGCAAAAUAUUUAAAAAAAAAAAAUUUCACAAACGGUGCUUUCUUUCGUAUCGCCGCAGUGUGUUAUUUUCAGUGUAAAAUUUUGCCUUGCUUAGAUACUGGAAAUAGAAUAUCUAGUAUCCGGAUCUGGGUUACUAUAUUUCAAGGAGGAUACUAGAUUCUAUGAUGCUGGUAUCCACUUGGAUACUGACAAAAAUUUCAAGUUUCGAGCCCUGGACUUGAUUCUGGUAAAUUUCAAAAAUGUUCUAGCAUUCUCCUUCGUUCAUUCUGUAUGAAACUGUUGUGACACAAUUACUGUAGUGUAUCAUGAUAUGAUGGCAGUUUGAUUUAAAGCUCAUUUGACAUUUUAUUUUGUCAACUUGCCACGAUUUGUGUGAGGGGCUGUUCACAAAAAUGUGAAAUUUAUUUUUACUGCUAGCGUCUGUUACGCUAUGUAAUGAUUGUUAUUUAUUUAUUUAUUAAUUAUUAAACCUUGCUGUGCACAGGCAUAAACAAAAAGAAAACGGCUCAAGGACAUCAACAUACUGUAGCAUUUAAUAGGCAAUGACAUGAACACCCUACACUCGGGAGUGAAUAACGUACAGUGAUACAGUAUGUUGGGAAUUGAUCUGCUAAAAAUUGUACCUGCAGUUCGCUGAUUUUUACAUUUAUGUUUUCCCUUUUCAGUCCCACAUUUCAACACUCUGACAUUUUCACCUUCCAUUACUUGAUUGUCUUUGUCAUUAAUAACAGCGAAUCCAGAACUAAAUUAGAAACAUGGUGUAAAUUGUGGUACUAAAAUGGCUUAAUGGCUAUUUAAUUUGUUUAAUUAUUUAAAAAUUAAUUAACAAUAAAAUAAUAAAAAUUACCUUUUCAUUACAUUAGAUCCAUCAUCACUCUUUGUAGCUGUUUGCUGCAGUACAGCUCUCUUUUGUCCAAACUCUUCAAGAUAAUUUCGGUUGACUUCGUACGAAUUUCCGUUUUUAACAAUAUCCAAAACUUUCUUUGGGAGAUUGAUUUCUUUCACCCAACUUUGUAAACCAUUACUCCACAACACCUGCCAAGACAUGUGUAAACUUCAAUUCUCGUAAAUUUGUCUUUUCACAAUACUUUUAUUCAGCACUGACGACUGCACUAGUCAGCACUAGAUUCGCUAAAAAUAUGUUACAUUAUUAGUUAGUUUACUCAAAAAUUAGUGUGUGUAAAGAUACUUAACGAUCCUAGAAACAGGAUUACUUACAAGUUAUUGUGACGUUAUUUGCUCCUUUAUAAUCAACAAUACAAAUAUAUAACACAGUGAUAAUACCAAACUCGAUAAAAGAUAAAACUCGUCACAAUGUUUUCGCGCGCUUUUCUCCUGCGCCCGCAAGCAAUGUACUUCAUGUAACAGUUCGUACACGCUCCCCCCCCGAAAGACGACGGAGGAGUCUUUCAAUCUUAAUAUAAACAAUCUAAAUGAAAUAGUUACUUAAUGAUACUACUAGUUACUAUGCAACAACUGGUCACUUAUCCGUUCACUCAUCAAUAUGUUCCUGAUCUUCCAUGCAUUUCAUCAGUUUCUCUUCUAGGAGGCAUAGCUUUUUCACGUCUCUUCGGUAGACGCCAUCUGCUGUUCGGAUUACCACUCGACGUACAACUCCUUCAGUGUCGGGAAACACUUGCUCGACCAAUCCUUUCGGCCAUUGACCACGAGGAACAUCCUUGUCGACCAUAAGUACCAAAUCUCCAACACUGAAAUUGGGCAUCUUCUUCAACCAUUUUUGAGUUUCCUGUAAAGUGGGCAAAUAUUCAUUUUUCCAUCUUUCCCAGAACGUGUCUGCUAACAUCUGAACGUGUUUCCAUCUUGCCUUGAACUUGUCCAAUCCGUCAAACUCACCGGCUGACGUUGAAGGAUUCUGACGUAGAAGGAGUAUAUGAUUAGGGGUAAGUGCUUCUAAAUCGUGUGGGUCACUUGAGACUGGCGUAAUUGGUCGGUCGUUCAUUAUUUUUUCGACUUCUACCAUGAGUGUACGUAAACUUUCGUCAUUUAGUUCGCGUUGUCCGACCAACGAGCGCAAAAUCUUCUUAGUUGAACGUAUUAAGCGUUCCCAAACGCCUCCUUGAUGACUAGCUAACGGGGGAUUGAACACCCAUUCAACACUUCUGCGUGAUAGCGAACCUUGGAUCCUUUCCACGUCCCAUGACUUCAAAGCUUCGAUCACGUCAGCUUCUGAUCCUUUGAAAUUGGUGCCGUUGUCGCUGUAGAUGAUGCGAGGUGCACCUCUUCGACCAACAAAGCGUAGGACGGCGUUGAUGAAACUAUCGGUCGAUAAGUCUUCUGCUUCUUCGAUGUGUACUGCUCGGUAUCGUAAACAUGUGAAGAUACAUCCAAAGCGCUUUCCUAAUGUCUCAUUCUUCUUCGAUCUCGUUUUAGGGCCAAGCUUGACGUACAGAGGUCCAAAGUAAUCUACGCCUACUGCCGCGAAUGGGUACGCGAUUCCAUCGUUAUCUGACGAUACUCUCACGCUUGGCAGCGGUGCCAUCAUUUGCUCUCCUAAUCUCGCGUUUUCUCGUUUACAAACUUGGCAACUCUUGAGAACACGUCUCACAUACGAAACGCCAUUGGUGAUCCAAAACCGCUCUCUCGUUUUUGCUAAUGUCUGAUAACUUCCUACGUGUCCGUUAAGAUGGUGAUAAUGCAAUACGAUCAAUUCUGAUACCGGGUGGUCCUUCGGCAAUAUAAAAGGAUGUUUGGCGUCAUAGCUUAAGCUCGAUCGUUCUAAUCUUCCUCCCAAUCGAAGCAGUUUUUCUUCUCUGAACGGUUUAAGUUGGGCAAGGCUACCUUUCUUUGCCGUCUCCGCAUCGUCCGGGAAUGAUUCUCGCUGAACGUGCUCAAUUAUUCUCUUUUCAGCUUCUUCGAGUUCGGAUACUGAUAACAAUGGUCUACCUUGUUUUUGGACGCCCUUCUUGUUGUCAUUGCUUCUCAUUUCGUUAGAAUUAUGCAACGUUCGUUUGUGACACGCUCUGAUCAGCCAGGCGACAACUCUUCGAAGUCUUUCCCAAGUUGAAAAUCGUUGAAACAAUGAAUUCCAAAAUUCGCCUUGCACAGCUGUUCCGCUUAUUACGACCUUUUCCUUCUUCACGCCUUCGGAAUUCUCAUCAAGACCGUCUGUCAGAUCUGUGGGUUGGGAAGGCCAUUCAUCGGCUGGUUUCCAGAGGAACUCUGGUCCGCGUUUCCAUCGCUCUAGUUUAUCUGUCUCGAAAGCUUGAAUUCCUCUCGACGCAUAAUCCGCUGGGUUAAACUCCGAUCUUACGUGGCGCCACUGUUCGGGUGUUGAUUCCUGACGGAUGGCAGCAACGCGAUUUGCGACGAACGUAACGAACCGCCGUGUCUCGUUGGCUAUAUAUUUCAGAACGAUCAUCGAAUCAGCCCAGAACAUUAUUCGGUCGAUCUUUAGUCUGCCUCGUAACUCCUUAACGAUAAUCUUGUUCAUACGCGUGGCCAAAGUAGCUGCUGUCAGUUCUAAUUUGGGAACCGUGACUGCCUUGUUGAGGGGUUUGACUCGAGACUUUCCCAUAACAAAACAACAGUGGAUUUCUCCUUUCUCGUUCACAAGACGCAAGUACGAUGCUGUACCGUAGCCAUGUUCUUGAGAAGCGUCGGCGAAGUGAUGAAGCUCUACCUGCUCGAUCUGUCCGAAUUCCUUCGGUUUAAAGCAUCUUGGUACUUCGUAUCUGUCUAGGCUGGCCAAGCCUUCCUUCCAUUUCGUCCACCGAGCGUGUAAUUCCUUGGGAAGUUCACUGUUCCAGUCGAACUUCAAUCUACACAAUUCUUGAUUGAUCUCUCUAGCUGGUAGGAUAAGUGGACUAGCAAAUCCAAGGGGGUCGUAAACAGUUGCAAUCGAGGAUAACACACCCUUGCGAUUGUUCGGUUCCGUCUUGUUAUUGACGACCAGGCUUAUCGUGUCUCUUUCUACAUCCCAAUUAACGCCAAGCGCACGGUCCAUGGGCAAUGCUUCGGAUUCAAGGUUCAAAUCUUUAACCACCGGUGCUCUUUCUUCGGUUGAGAAUUCUUCCAGCACUUCUCGCGAGUUCGAAUUCCACUUGGUGAGCUGAAAUCCUCCCUUCGCUAGUAAGCUCUGCAGCUCUUUACUUACGAGUUUUGCUUCGUCCAUUUCGGAAAACGACUUUAAAAGGUCAUCGACGUAGAAAUCACGCAGAACUGCGUCCACAGCAGUUGACGAAUACUCGUAGAGGUUAUCCUUCGUGGUUCUUCUGAGAGCAUACCCUGCAACACUUGGUGAGGACUUCGCUCCAAAUAUAUGGACGAGCAUCUGAUGCGUCUUAGCCGCCUUCGAGAUGUCACCAUCGGGCCACCAAAGAUAACACAGUGCCCGCAAUGCUCAGGUUUAACAUAGACCUGAUGAAACAUUCUCUUCACGUCAGCGGUUACGGCUAUAUUAUCAACUCUGAAUCUCAGUAUCACGCCAAUGAGGGAACUAGUGUUUUCUGGCCCACGCAACAGUUCAUCGUUCAACGAAGUUCCGUUGCUCUUGCUAGCACAAUCGAAAACUACUCUAGGUUCCUCAGGCUUCCUUGGGUGCCAGACUGCGUGAUGAGGGAGGUACCAUAAUUGUUUGAGCAUUGUUAAUUCCUCCUCGGGGACUUCUCUCGCCGCUCCUUCUUCUUGGUAUUUCGCCAUAACGCUGCUGUAUUUCUUACGGAAGUUUUCGUUUCUCUCCAUCUUCGAUUUUAAGGAUUCUAAUCGCUUCUCAGCUGUGUAAAGACUAUCUGGGAGUUGUGGUGGGUUGUGUUUAAAGGGAAGUCCGAUCUCGUAAUGCUCAUUUUUCAAUACGGUGGUUUUGUUCAUGAUUUCUUCUGCGUAGCGAUCUUCAACGGACAUGUUCUCAUCAAUAUCGUCAUUGAUGUCAUCAAACUCUGCGUUGUACAUACGCUCUAAUUUAUGGUCGAGAAUGUCGAAUUCUGACCUAACGGAAUUAAUGGACACUUGCUCGCAUCGAGGUUCUCCCAUUGGACCAUACACUGUCCAUCCUAGAGGUGUCUUAACUGCACAUGGUUGCCCUUUUGUUCCAUCUCUUCGGUCGAGAAAAUUAUCAAUUAUAUCAGGUCGAUCACUUCCUAUCAAAAUGGUAACCUGUUCAUCUCCAGUUUCGGGUAAGACAAUGUCCUGCAGAUGAGGCCACUCUUGAACUUCUUUGUUGGUCGCUACGUGUCUCGGAGUCACUGGUAAGCUGUCUGUGGUUAGUACACCUUCAAGCUGGAACUUUUCACUGCUCGAUACCGAUUCGAUGUCCAACCGUACCUCAUAGCCUGCCUUCUGUUGUUGCGAGUUCACUGUCGUCAUAGUGUAUUUAGCCAGUUUCGCAUCAAUCACUGAUAGCUCUUCGACUAAACUUUCCAGACAAAGAGUCGUAUCGGAUCCACUGUCUAAAAAUGCGUACGUAACAAGUUCCUUGUCACUGGUAGGGUUGCUCACCUUGACCGGUACUACCUUAAAACAAACCCGUGGUCGACUUACUUUGACUGCGCUAAUGUUGACUCGCUCUUUUGACGUUCCGGCUGUCGUUGGUGUAGACAUAUAUAGAUUUACCUGAUUCUGUCUAUCAUCGGCUGUAAUACUUUGGGUCCCAGCAUCCUUCUUUAAACCGUCGUGACUUUGCAUCUCGUUAUCUUGAUUGGUGGAGUGUUCCCCUACAGCUAAUUCGGCCAUGUACAAAUAACUUUCUGUCGUUAUUUUGGAAUAUUACAAAACUUCCUCACAGGAUAGAACUCGCCUUUCCUAAAAAUCCUAUCGUUUUUGUUUUUCGAUUUUGUUACAUUUUGGCGGGAAAAUGACGCCAACUUUGGCGAAAAAAAAUUAAACACGAGCUAAGAACGUGCUAGUAACUUUUUUGAAAAGAUUGUCCUCUAAGGAUCUCAUAACUGUAAAAAUAUUAAAAAUACAACAAGGCAGUGCGAAGAUAUGGCUAUUCAAAAUUCUAUUUUUACUGAAAAAUCAGCCAUUUUGUUACUAAAAAUAGAUUUUUUUCGAACUUUGAAUCGCCAUAUCUUUGCACUGCAUUGUUGUAUUUUUAAUGUUUUUACAGUUUUGAGAUCCUUAUAGGACAAUCUCUUCAAAAAAGUUACUAGCAUUUUCUUAGAUCGUUUUUAUUUUUCUGGCGCCAUAAUGGGCACGUCAUUUUCCCGCCAAAAUGUAACAAAAUCGAAAAACAAAAACGAUAGGAUUUUUAGGAAUUGCAAGUUCUAUCCUGUGAGGAAGUUUCGUUAUGUUCCAAACUAACGACAGAAAGUUAUUUGUACAUGGCCGAAUUAGCUGUCUUUUGUGCCCACCGUAGAGUCUUGAUCAUCAUGGAUUAGAUAAUGGUGAUGUUUUCCGCAUCCGGCUACACGGCAGGUGAAUCCACUUUUGCAUGACCUCGCAAAAUGGCCUUCGCCGAGACAUAUUCUGCAAAGUUUGUGUUGUUUCACAGUUCUCAGACGAUCCUUUAAGGUGCAUGACUUGAAUACUUGGCACCUCCAGACACCGUGUGGUCCAGAGCACUGCGGGCACUUACGACCAGUUCUUACAGGUGUAUCUUCCUUAUUCAAACCACCCUGAAUUGCGUUUGCGUUAACUCUCCUUUGCUGCUCGAAUCUUGACCUGUUCUGAAAUUUCUUGUCUUCACUGGCUUGCUUAAGCUCUCUCCCAUACCUGUUGUUUAUACGCCCUGCCACUUUCUUCAAGAAAUUUACAAAGUCAUCGAAUUGUACAUAGUCUUUGCUCUUGAUAAGGUCUCCAGCUCUGUCCACCCACUUCCUCUUUAAGCCAUCUUCGGGGAGUUUCCUCAUCAACAUAACUAUUACAUCUUCAUUGUCUAAUCGAUUGGAGUAGCUGGAUCCCAUGCUCUUUAAUGCUCUCUCAGAAUCUUCUAGGUGACGCACAAACUCCAUCAAGGCAUUCGCAUCAGUUUUUCUAAUUUGAAGUUCUCUGAGCUUUUUCAUAUGAGCUUCUACUAUAAUGUGAGGCUGGCCAAAGUUUUCAAGAAGACAACUCUUUGCUUCCUUAUAUCUCUGGCCGACAUCAAGGUUGACGCAACUUCGGAUUGCAUCCUUCGCUUUGCCGACACACUGCGCUAACAGGCGAGUGAACCGCUGGGAGUCAUCGGAAACUUGGGAUUCUAUGUUAUCUUUAAAGUUUGUCACAAACUCUACAUAUUCCAGGGGUCACCACCGAAUCUCAUGAGCUCUAUUUUGGGUAAAGAAGGGCCUUCCUUUAUGGCCUGUGCUAUGGAGUUCCAUACAUCUAGCUGCGGUUGGGGUGGCGGUGCUGGUUCUUCUUGCAAG
Messenger RNA from Paramuricea clavata, 15447 nucleotides. The record is from the annotation of a GenBank genome assembly. NCBI's taxonomy places the organism in Eukaryota, Metazoa, Cnidaria, Anthozoa, Malacalcyonacea, Plexauridae.